Messenger RNA from Megachile rotundata (alfalfa leafcutting bee), 1338 nucleotides. RefSeq names its product tubulin alpha-3 chain. Gene Ontology annotation, cellular component: microtubule. Lineage: Eukaryota; Metazoa; Arthropoda; Insecta; Hymenoptera; Megachilidae. Gene Ontology annotation, biological process: microtubule-based process. Gene Ontology annotation, molecular function: structural constituent of cytoskeleton; GTP binding. The record is from RefSeq and is a predicted model, not a curated record.
UGCAUAUCCAUCCACAUUGGCCAAGCAGGAGUCCAAAUGGGCAAUGCCUGCUGGGAACUAUACUGCUUAGAACACGGCAUUCACCCUGAUGGACAAAUGCCCAGUGACUCCACCGUCGGUUACGGGGACGACUCCUUCAAUACUUUCUUCUCCGAAACCGACUCCGGGAAGCACGUUCCUCGAGCAGUGUUCGUUGACCUUGAGCCAACUGUAGUAGAUGAAGUUCGUACUGGAACAUACAGACAGCUAUUUCAUCCGGAACAAUUAAUUACUGGCAAGGAGGACGCCGCGAACAAUUACGCGAGAGGCCAUUACACGAUAGGGAAAGAAAUAAUAGACCUCACUCUGGACCGAAUUCGCAGGCUCGCCGAAAUGUGCAAAGGACUGCAGGGUUUCUUAAUUUUCCACUCCUUCGGUGGCGGAACAGGCUCAGGCUUCUCCAGCUUACUAAUGGAGCGGCUCUCCGUUGAUUAUCCUAAAAGAAGCAAACUCGCUUUCAGUAUUUAUCCUGCUCCCCAGGUAUCGACGGCGGUUGUGGAGCCGUACAACGCAAUUCUUUAUACCCAUCCGACCCUAGAGCACUGCGAGGUGGCCUUCAUAGUUGACAAUCAAGCUAUUUAUGAGCUGUGCAGAAGGAACUUGGGCAUCGAUAGACCUACGUACACGAAUUUGAAUCGGUUGAUUGGACAAAUUGUUUCGUCGAUUACUGCGAGUUUGCGAUUCGAUGGAGCUCUUAACGUGGAUAUUACGGAGUUUCAGACGAACUUGGUACCGUAUCCUCGCAUUCAUUUUCCUCUGGCAACGUACGCUCCUGUUAUGUCAGCCGCGAAUGCGAGCCAUGAGAGAAUUUCUGUGGCAGACAUAACAAAUUCUUGCUUCGAGCCAAAUCACCAGAUGGUAAAUUGCGACCCUCGAAGAGGUAAAUACAUGGCGGUGUGCAUGCUCUACAGAGGAGACGUUGUCCCAAAAGAUGUAAAUUCGGCGAUCGCGAUGAUUAAGAGACAGAAACAUGUUCAGUUUGUCGAAUGGUGUCCUACUGGUUUUAAGGUGGGAAUUAAUUAUCAGCCCCCUACUGUAGUACCAGGCGGAGAUCUGGCUAAAGUAGAAAGAGCUGUAUGUUGUCUCUGCAACACCACCGCAAUAGUCGAAGCUUGGGCCAGAAUUGAUCACAAGUUUGAUCUCAUGUAUGCCAAAAGAGCAUUCGUUCAUUGGUUUGUCGGAGAAGGUAUGGAAGAAGGUGAAUUCGCUGAAGCAAGAGAAGAUUUAGCAGCUCUAGAAUUGGAUUAUCGCGAAGUACAGGAAGAUGCGGUGAAUUCUGAAGAGGAAGGAGAAUAUUGA